Linderina pennispora is the source of this 2220-nucleotide messenger RNA. RefSeq lists its product as uncharacterized. The record is from RefSeq and is a predicted model, not a curated record. Bases 1 to 2220 code for a protein of 739 amino acids. NCBI's taxonomy places the organism in Eukaryota, Fungi, Kickxellomycota, Kickxellomycetes, Kickxellales, Kickxellaceae. The transcript has a single exon.
AUGCACGCGCCGCAGACCGAGAAACUAAAGCGCCGGCUGGCGUCAAUUCACGAUUCGGCGCAGCGGCAAUCGGCACACACACCACAGGCAAUGCGGCAGCCGACAAUUGCCGCUAAGCCCGAGCCCUUCAUAAACGAGCAGUUUGUCGGGUUCCUGGCCGGUGGGCCCUUCAACCGGUUCGCGUUGGCAUUGAAGUCGCAGCUGGAGAACGAGAUUGACUGGGCAUGCGCGCGACUGGUUCCGGCGACACACCAGUGCCCCGACACGUGGACAUUGCACCAGCACGCGCCGUUCCUGGUCGAGGCCAUGCUGAGCAUUCUUGAGCGGUCGCGCAGCGAGCUCGCGUCUCCCAGCAAGCCAAGCGACGACGUAAAGGCGGUGCUGCUAGCGGACGUGGGCAGCGAGAGUCUUGGGCAGCGGGCGUCCGAGCGGGCGGACCUGCUGGCGACAGCAUUGUUCAACAUAGCGCAGAUUGGCGAAAAUGCCGGGGUGAUGGCGCAGGACCCGCGGCUCAUCAUUGAGGCGACGAACUGGCUCAAGACCGACGGGCACGCAGCCAUCAAGGCAAAUAUGCUGGACCUGCUCGACAUGCUGCUGCCAUUGGCGCCGCAGCCGCCGUUCGACACGUGCAUCAAAACGUGGCCGGUGUUUGGGUCGCGCGAGGCCAUCACGCUGGACCCGCUGGUGCUGGUCGAGACGUGUCUGUGGGAGCAGCUUGUGCGUGUGCUGUGCGAGUCGCAGGAGCGCACGCUGGUGCUGGGCGCCAUCAGAGUGCUGGUGCAGGCCAUAGCCUGGCACCCGCAGCUGGCGCGCGAGGUACUGGAGCUGAGCGUGCCAGACAGCCUCUCAGGCCAUACCGUGGAGUCUGUUGGCGAGCUGGUCAACCGGCGGCUCAGCGAGCUGAUUCUGUCGCCAGACGCCGAGCUGGUGAGUGCGGCGCUGGAGCUGUUGCUGAACACGGUGCGGCUCGAGGCCAUGGCGAACGCGCUGGAUGACGAGCUGGAUGCGUAUGCAGAGCGGACCGGCAAGGGUAAGAAGAGGAGAAAGGUGCGCGGCAUCGACAUCUCUGAACCGCAGUCGGGCACAGACUCGGGCACACAGACGCCGAUUUUCGGGCUCCGGCCGUUGUCGCGGUCGAUCAGUGUGAUGCAGAGCGAGGAAAGCGAGCCGAGCAUGCUACCAGACGGCCUGGCUGCGCUAGUCGCGCUAGUGAGCCAGCAGUGGCUGUCAGCGGCAUGCCCACCGGUUUUGGACGAUAGCAAGGCCGAGCCGACGAAACAUAGCAGUAACACGCAGCCCCAGACUGCUCCGGAGCCAGCGAAUAAGCCACCAACGGAACCCGAGCUGCGCGAGGCCUGCACAUGGGUGCUGCUGAACUACGAGCUAUGUCUGGUGCCGCCGGGUCAGCAGCCGAGCGUGGUGCGUAUGAGCGAGCUGUACCGCCGGUACAUGAUUGCCAAGCAAGGCCAGACAGUGCCGCGUAUUGGACGGGCGCUGAAUCCGCCCGAGAUUGUGCGGGUCGUCGCAGCUGUGUUCCCCAAGGCGCCAUUGCAAAAUGCGGGUCAGCGCGGACAGGACAAUUGGAUUGCAAUGCACCUGAAGGCAAAGUCACAGAACAUCGUGCCCAUUCCUGCCGUGGUUGUCGAUGCCGUCGAGCAGCCAAAGCCCGAGCCGGAGAAAAAGCCGCCCAAUACAUGCCUGUGGUUCGAGUGCGACCAGGCGUUUGACAGCGAGCAGGCGGCGCUCGAGCACCUGCACUCGCAUAUGCCAGGCGCCGACGCGUGCCGGUGGAGCGGCUGCAACCGGCUCCCCGCAACUGGCGGCGUAGCGGCCUGGUUGCCCACCCAUAUCCUGACGCACGGCCCGUUCUUCAAAGACCAGAAUGACAAGCCUGCCAAGAGCCUGCCAGACGUCCGCACGCUGGCAGCCAAGCUGCGCGACGAGAAAUCGCAUAUGCUGGCCAGCAUCGUGCCGCUGUUCAGAACCGACAACCAGCAGCAGGUGCUCGGCUUGGUGUUGCAGGGCGUGGCAGUGCUGGAGCAGCUGCAAAAGUGGGCCGACAGGCGGUCUGGGCGUCGUGGCGAAAUCGACCGCAAGCGCGUGUGGAGGAACGGCGACUUGGUCGUCGAGCGCAUCGCUGAUCUGGCCGGCCUGAGCGUCCACAUUUCUCCCUACGUGUCCAAGUUGCUGGCCUUGAUCAAGCGAUCAAAUGUCGAUUAG